Messenger RNA from Phalaenopsis equestris, 351 nucleotides. RefSeq lists its product as uncharacterized. Bases 1 to 351 code for a protein of 116 amino acids. NCBI's taxonomy places the organism in Eukaryota, Viridiplantae, Streptophyta, Magnoliopsida, Asparagales, Orchidaceae. The transcript has a single exon. The record is from RefSeq and is a predicted model, not a curated record.
AUGUUUAACAAGCGACACUCCGCUUUACGGGGGGUUAUUGAAAGAACUUUCGGGGUGUGGAAGAAGAAAUGGGUAAUUCUACGUGAUAUGCCAUCCUAUUCUUUUCCUAAACAAGUGUAUAUUGUGUUGGCCACCAUGGCACUUCACAACUUCAUCCGACGUCACCCCUCUCAUUCAGAUACGGACUUCAAUAUCAGUGAUGAUGAUGAAAUUAUUGAUACUCUAGAACCUUCAGGAUCUCUAGCUGAUAAUGAGAUGGACUCGAUUGAAUAUGAAACUCAGGAUGGUGAGGGUGCAGUUGAGAUGGCUGCUCUGAGGGAGUCUAUAGCAGAUGCUAUAUAUGAUAGCUAA